This is a messenger RNA of Toxotes jaculatrix (banded archerfish), 2696 nucleotides long. It is a transcript of the gene pdlim7, whose product is annotated as PDZ and LIM domain 7. The record is from RefSeq and is a predicted model, not a curated record. The coding region runs from base 136 to 1443 and encodes 435 amino acids. Gene Ontology annotation, cellular component: Z disc; filamentous actin; adherens junction. The transcript has 11 exons. Gene Ontology annotation, molecular function: muscle alpha-actinin binding; actin binding. Gene Ontology annotation, biological process: actin cytoskeleton organization; muscle structure development; heart development. Lineage: Eukaryota; Metazoa; Chordata; Actinopteri; Toxotidae.
AGGGAAUGAUCCUGCUGCUCACCAGGGGGAUCCACGGUGGCUUCCUGACGUCCGCUUCAAGGAAGUCCGAAAGUUAGCCUACUUACCGAUCGUUAAUUUAUUAUUUUUUAAAAUAAUCCAGUAGGCUGACUCGUGAUGUCUGGCGAACAGCAGGAGGGAAAGGAGGCUAUGAACACGUACUCUAUAAACCUCAGCGGCCCAGCGCCUUGGGGCUUCAGGCUGCAGGGUGGCAAGGACUUCAGCAUGCCCCUCACCGUGUCAAGGCUGACCCCGGGUGGGAAGGCGGCUCAGGCCGGUGUCGGGGUUGGAGACUGGGUGGUGUCCAUCGGUGACACCAAUGCAGAGGACAUGACCCAUGUGGAGGCACAGAACAAGAUCAGAGCGGCAACAGACUCCCUCACCCUCACCCUCAGCAAAGCUUUCAAAACGGGUGGAGAUCAGAAGGACUCGCUUGCUCCGGCUUCUGUUCAGCCAAAGUACUCCUUUGCCCCCAGCACAACCAUUAACAAGAUGGCGAGGCCAUUUGCAGCAGGUGGUGGUAGUGCCAACUCAGGACCUGUUAUUAAACCUGUUGCCUACUCGCCUAAACUUAACACUCCCCGCUCACAGGGCCGUGCCAGUAUGCAGCAACCACAGAAUGGCCUUGAGCCAACUCCCUCACCUGCCAAGACACCGGCAGCAGAUAAACCAGAUGGCACCAAGACUGCAGCUGCGGCAGCAGGCAGUUCGGGUACCUCCAGUCGACCACCGUGGGUCACCGACCCUACGUUCGCCGACCGCUUUCGCCCGGACAAGACCAGCACCGUGGUGACCCAGCACCAGCAGCCGGCCCAGCCGACACCCAUGCAGAACCGCAGCUCCAUCCUGCAGGCAGCACAGCAGGCACCUGAAGACAGCGGGAGGACCCCAGUGUGUGGCGCCUGCAACAAAAUCAUCAGGGGUCGGUACUUGGUAGCGCUGGGACGUUCUUGGCACCCGGAGGAGUUUACGUGCUCACAGUGUAAGGCGGUCCUGGACGAGGGGGGCUUCUUCGAGGAGAGAGGGUCCGUCUAUUGUACCAAGUGCUACGAUAACCGAUACGCUCCUAACUGUGCCAAGUGCAAAAAGAAGAUCACGGGGGAAAUCAUGCAUGCGCUGAAGAUGACCUACCAUGUUCAGUGUUUCAAGUGUGCGGCCUGCAAGACUCCCAUCAGGAACCAAGCUUUUUACAUGGAGGAGGGCGAGCCCUACUGUGAGAGAGACUAUGAGAAGAUGUUUGGCACCAAAUGCCACGGCUGUGACUUUAAGAUUGAUGCCGGCGAUCGGUUCCUGGAGGCCUUGGGCUACAGCUGGCACGAUACAUGCUUCGUCUGUGCUCUCUGCCAAAUCAACCUGGAGGGGAAGACGUUCUACUCGAAGAAGGAUAAGCCCCUGUGCAAAGGCCAUGCUUUUGCUCCAGUGUGAGAGAUCAAGCUUCAUCUUCAGAGGAAGGAACACUUCUCUGUCUCCCUCCUCUUUACCCCCUUCCACCCUCCGGCACUCUUGUACACACUCUACAUCUCCAGCCAGCCACACACCUAGUUAAACUCAGUCUAUUUUUCUAUCCUGCAGACUUUGUUUCUACACCGGAGGCUUAAUGCUAGCUUCAUAUAGUGUUACUUUACUGUGCUGUUAGGACAGUUCAGAUGUUACUACCUGUAAUACCAAAUGCUGAGUUGUGUAACUGGAAGUAGUCAAGGAAUUAUUUAAUAUCAUGCCACUAACUUGUUGACUUUUAAAUCGGACAUUGAAAAAUGCAGCUGAAGUGGAUCUAGAUUUGAUGACUGUCGGCGAAAAAUUCUCACGACUUGACUGAUCUCAUCCUUGCUCAGGCUGAGGUCAGAUCAAGUCAGUAUCCUCCAGGUUGGAAGAGUCAUUGAGCCUCUAAUGAUGUCACAUAUUGCAGUAAUGAUCCAUCACUACUCCCACACUAAGCGAGGAGAAGUGGUGGCCCCAUUCAGGGCCCUGGCCCACUCACUGCCUCUCACCGCGGUGCCUAUUAACAUAAUGGGGGUCCAGUCGAGCAGAAACGGAGGGGGUGGGGGGAAUGUCCCAUUUCUGCUUGACUGGACCUCUCCACAGAAGCACUAACUGCUUAACUUAUCACUUUAGCUCUGACAAAUCAGUGCACAUGCUACAGGUAAUUACUGUAAUUUUGAAUUAUGUAAUAAUCCUUAAUUGAUCUAAUUUUAAUUGUCACAUGUGGGGUGAUGGAGAAAGGGCUGUUAAUGUUUUUAAAUGUUUGACACUCCUAAGGUAAGGAGAAGUGUCCCAGCUAUGAAAUGAUCAUCAUUAAUUGGACAUUUUAACGUAAGGAAAAUAAAAAGUCCCCUGAUGUUACUAUGAUAUUGUGAUUAUUCCUUAGAGUACUUUCAAGCCAUUGUUGAAUAUGUAUUUAUAAUGCUUCAGAAUGGGCCUGUAAGUGUUGUUUUUAUUGUUGCUGGAUGUUUCAAAUAAAAUUAUUUAGUAAUGCCAUGUGCUGGGACAGAACACUCUGGGUUGAAGUGUUUUUUGGAAGCGAACCCAUCUGUAAGAUUAUCUGUCGACUGAUGUUUUGGUCGUCCUCGCUGUCACUAACACCUGCUCCCCAACAACACGACAAUGGACUUUCAUUUGUUGUAGUACUUAUUGUUGAGUACAAGAAGUGCCUUUUUUUUUUUUUUAAAUCAAGCUUUACA